AUGGUCCCUCGCGGCCAGAAUCGUACAACCGGGGUCAAAUGGGCAAUAGAAACCUUUGAGCCUUAUAAGGUACCGGGACCGGACGGCAUUUACCCGGCACUCCUGAGGGGGGGGGGACUGGACGUGCUGACGGGUCCACUAACAAAAGUACUCAGGGCUAGUAUAGCCCUGAGAUAUGUACCACAAACCUGGAGAAAGACGAGAGUAGUCUUUAUCCCUAAACCAGGCAGAAACGGUCAUAUCUUGGGCAAGGAUUACAGGCCGAUCAGCCUUACAUCAUUCAUUUUGAAAACAGUGGAGAGGGAGGGCAGGUCGACCGAAACUGCCCUACAUCACCUUGUGAGCGGAGUGGAGGGACAGCUGGAAGCCAAGAGGUACGCCAUAGAAGCCUUUAUAGACAUAAAGGGAGCUUUUGAUAACACCUCUAACAAGUCUAUCAAAGAAGCAAUGUACAGAAAUAAGAUCCCGGAGGCGAUCGUGGACUGGACACAAAGCAUGCUAACGGGCAAAAGUCUAACCGUAAGCCUGGGUGAAAAUUCAGUUGGGGGGAGUCCGGCUGGGGGCUGCCCGCAGGGGGGCGUAAUCUCUCCCCUGCUGUGGUGUCCAGUGGUCGAUGACUUUCUGGCUGAAUUAAAAGAAGCAAGAUUUCUGAUAUAUAGCUACGCGGAUGACGUGGCCAUCAUUGCCAGAGGAAAUUUCAUAUCGAUCCUUAAGGAGAGGAUAGACGCAGCCUUGAGGAUAGUUCAAACCUGGUACAGAAAGAAGGGACUGUCGGUCAACCCAUCUAAGACCUCAGCAGUGGUCUUCACCAGGAAAUACAAACCCAAACACAUAGAGCCCCUAAAUCUCUGGGGCAGGGAAAUAACAUACACAAGCUCGGUGAAGUAUCUUGGAGUGAUCCUGGAUGCUAAACUGAGCUGGCUGCCAAACCUCGAGGAGAAAAGAAGAAAGUUCUAUACCACCAUGUGGGCUUGUAGAAGAGUAAUGAGUAGAAACUGGGGGCUUCAACCCAGGGCUGCCCUUUGGCUGCAUAGGACGGUGUUGCUGCCAAGACUAACCUAUGCAGCGGUAGUAUGGUGGCCGAGAAUGGAGAGGGUGGGGGCUAGGAACCUGUUAAAAAGCCUACAGGGUAGUUAUCUGAGAGCUGUGACAGGGACCAUGAGAACCACCCCGACGGAGGCGCUAGAAGUAGCUCUCUGCUGCCCACCUCUCGGUCAGCUGAUAAAAUACCAAGCCAGGAGAACGGCUUAUAGACUUAGAUGUCAGGGGGAAUGGAAAGAUACCGGUCUAGGACAUACUAGACUGAGACUUUCUCAGAAGUAUCCCUUCAUGUUAAAACAGGUUAGAAUUCCAAGAAAACAUCAGUUGGGGAAGAAAUUUAAAGUUCUAAUACCAACUAGGGACGACUGGAACAAGUCUAAAUUACUAGCUGAUUCAAAAGUGGAUCUUUGGUUCACAGACGGAUCGGGUGCAAAUGGUCGGUAUGGGGUAGGAAUCUAUGGGCCGAAAAGAAACCAUAGAGAAAGCAUACCUUUGGGCGGGCUGGUCACGGUCUUUCAAGCCGAGGUGAUGGCCAUCCUGAGGUGUGUGGAAACCCUUGCUGUAAACGAUAGUGCAAACCAGCACUUUUACAUAUGCUCUGAUAUUAGAGCGGCCAUACAUGCUCUUGCAAAGACCACUACAGAAUCGGCUGUAGUCUGGGACUGCAUGCAGGCAUUAGCUAGACUAGGGGAAUCUAACAAGAUAACUCUAGUAUGGAUCCCAGGACAUCAGGGAUUUCUCGGGAACGAAAUAGCCGACGAGUUGGCCAAGCUGGGGACCCAAAUGGACCCAGCCACUCAGAUCGUUGGAGUACCUUUUGUAACGGGAAUCAACAUCAUCAGAGGAUGGCUUGAGCGGGAGCAUGUUGGCUCCUGGAGAGCAGUGGGGGGCUGCCGGACAGCUAAACGGCUAAUGGAGCAACCAUCGCCGGGGAGAGCCGACGAGCUCCUGGUCAUGAACAGACUAAGGCUGAAGGUGGGAUUGGGUCUUCUCACGGGACACAUCACACUGAGGAGCCAUCUAAACAAACUUGGGCUUACGGAACAAAGCGACUGCCGUCUAUGUAGUGAGGAGAGAGAGGACAGCGCCCACAUUUUAUAUCGGUGUCUUGUACUCACAUGUAAAAGGUAUAAAUCCUGGGGCUGCAUGUUCAUAGAGCCUGAGGAUCUAAACGAAAAAAGGGUUAGCAGCUUGAUUAACCUGGCGUCAAAUACUAGGCUGAGCUUAGCGCAAUCCUAA
This is a messenger RNA of Odontomachus brunneus, 2280 nucleotides long. RefSeq lists its product as uncharacterized. Gene Ontology annotation, molecular function: RNA-DNA hybrid ribonuclease activity; nucleic acid binding. The coding region runs from base 1 to 2280 and encodes 759 amino acids. NCBI's taxonomy places the organism in Eukaryota, Metazoa, Arthropoda, Insecta, Hymenoptera, Formicidae. The transcript has 2 exons. The record is from RefSeq and is a predicted model, not a curated record.